GAUCCUAAUGUGAGAUCAUCACUCAGCAGCUGUGAGGGGAAAUAAAUGAACUGCAGCUGUUUCCGAAUUAUUCCUCACAAUAUACAGAUGUUAUUAAAUGUGUUGUGUUUCGUGCACUAUUUCCACUUCAAGAGUCUUCAGCAUUAUUAUUAGUGAUAUUUAUUUCACAACAUACAGAACAGAACGAGUGACUGGAGAGUAAAGCGAAGGUGGUUUUGGUGCAGUGAAUUUCUAGCGGAGUGGGACGUCCUCAUCUCGGCACACAUGAGACAACCUCUCUCUCCUCAUCACUUUUAUCACUGAUGGCCUUGGAAAUACCACAUUAGUGUUCAUGUUGCAAAUAAGAUAAAAACAAGUUAAACUGUGGUUGUUUGCUGUGGUAGCGGGCACUAGCAUGCAGUCACCCGCGGACGAUGUUAUCUUCUGUCAGCAGCUCACUGGGUUAACGUUACAUACAGACUCUAACGUUGUCCUCAUCUGAACUCGUCGAUAUCCUGUAAGGUAGCUGAGAGGAACAAAAACCUCUUCUGACACACCAUGGCCCCACACCCGGCGGUCCAGGCCGUCAUUGACCUCUCUGCAGGAGCCAUAGGGGGAGCUGCAUGUGUCUUUAGUGGGCAGCCUCUGGACACAGCAAAGGUCAAGAUGCAGACCUUUCCUACGCUGUACCGGGGUUUCAUCCACUGCGUCACAUCCACCUACAAACAAGUGGGUCUGCGUGGCCUCUACCAGGGCACCACACCGGCACUGAUGGCCAACAUCGCCGAGAACUCGGUGCUCUUUAUGAGCUACGGCUUCUGCCAGCAGGUCAUCCGCUUCACGGCGGGACUGCACAAUGAUGCUGUGCUGAGUGACGUGCAGAAAGCCUGUGCUGGCUCAGUAGCAUCCAUAUUCUCCUCGCUGGUACUUUGUCCCACUGAGCUCGUCAAGUGCCGCCUGCAAGCCAUGUACGAAAUGGAGGCAUCAGGCAAGAUUGCUAAGAGCCAGAAUACAGUGUGGUCGGUAGUGAAAUCCAUCAUGAGGAACGAGGGGUCUCAGGGCUUCUUCCAGGGUCUGACAACCACCAUCGCCAGAGAGGUCCCCGGUUACUUCUGCUUCUUUGGUGCCUAUGAGCUCUGCCGCACCACCUUUGCAGACUACAUGAAAUGUGACAAAGACAACAUAGGUGUGGCUCCAAUCAUGUUCAGCGGUGGUUUCGGGGGGGCGUGCCUGUGGCUGAUAGUCUAUCCCUUUGACUGCGUCAAGUCUCGUAUCCAGGUCAUGUCUAUGACGGGCAAACAGGCAGGCUUUUUCAAAACCUUCAUGACCAUUGCUCGCAAUGAAGGCGUGAGAGCACUCUACUCCGGUCUAACCCCCACCAUGGUCCGCACCUUCCCUGCUAACGGAGCGCUGUUCCUGGGUUAUGAGGUCAGCCGCAAGUUCAUGAUGGAGAAGUUUGACAGCUAGAAUUUGCACAACACAAAUGGAGGAGUACUGAACUGGAAAUGAAGUAUUGUAGCCAUAUGACCUCAUCAAAACUCCAGUUGAAGCUCAUUAUGUGUUGGACCUGGUUUUUACCAUUUCCUGCUUUUGUUUAACAUGACUAAAAAGUGCCACACUCCAUUUCUUUUCAACCUACCACUCUAAUGUUUAAAUAUUUUAAGUCCUUUUAUACAUCUUUGGGGGUUUUAUAUAUAUAGUUUGUUUUUAACUCCUCAAAAAUGCUAUGCUAACACAUAUAUAUGUGAAAAAUGUUGUGAAGAAUCGUUAACACUCCAGUUUAUUAUUUGAUGUCUACCUCAACAAAGGUGGAUCCGCACAGAACCAUCUCUCUCUGCCAGUCAUUUCAAAUAAUUCUUAACUUUUUGUGUGAGCUGGUACAUGGGUAAGAAAAUCACUCCAUUAUGCUGUGAGUUUGUCUUUAACACGCACAAUGGAUAAAGGGCCAGUGUGCAGCAUUUAGUGGGAUCAAUCAGCAGAAAUGGAUUUUAAUAUUCUUAACCAUGUUAUGUUAAGUGUAUAUUCACCUGAAACUGAGAUUUGUUGUGUUUCAGUUAUCUCAGAAUGAGCCCUUCAUACCUACACGGAGCAGAGAGGUAUUAUAAUCUGCAGCCACACCGCUAGAUGCCACCAAAUCCUACACACUGUCCCUUUUGAAUCCUUACUUCAGCUCUUUGCAUUAAGGUUUUAUUUUAAAAUGUUAGUGGCAUAUACUGAUUAAUUUAAGUUGCCUAAAUGUGUUGUGAUGACUUGUGUUUGCAAUCAUGGAAUCAUUCACAGCUAAGUAUGCGACUUAGUUUGUUUCAGUAAAGUGACAAAAAAAGUGAAUCAUUUGCUUUCUUUUAACAAUGAGCACCUCUACGUUUUAAACAGCCUGGACUGAAGACUUACAGGUUUCAUCAGCUUCAAUAGAAACAAACAAAAACUGACUAUUUCUGUAUUCACUCUUUUGGAACCCAGUGUUUGCCUUUUAAAUGACUAAACUUUGCCUUUUUUUGUUGUGUGACCUGGAUUGUUCUGUUCAAGUCAAUGAGAAAAUAUCAACUGCCUCAUCAUCUGUGCCCUUUGCACACUGCAUUUCUCGUGCAGGGUUUUUCCCAGUACCAAGUGGUUGGCUAUUCAGAAAUCUCAGUCAUAUAAAUCCUUUAAUGUUAAAUGAGAAAUGUAGGUAUUUUAAAACGCUAACAAUUUGAGACGACACUGAAAUGUUUGUAUAGAUAUCUAUCCUUAUAUGCAUUGCAGUAAUACAACCUACAUUAAAGGUUCUUAUUGAAGGAAAAACUUUUU
Molecule: messenger RNA, 2766 nt
Organism: Anoplopoma fimbria (sablefish)
Lineage: Eukaryota; Metazoa; Chordata; Actinopteri; Perciformes; Anoplopomatidae
Gene: slc25a15b
Product: solute carrier family 25 member 15b
Exons: 7
Coding region: 538-1446 (302 amino acids)
Biological process (GO): mitochondrial L-ornithine transmembrane transport
Molecular function (GO): L-ornithine transmembrane transporter activity
Source: RefSeq, a predicted model, not a curated record